AUGGCAACGGACAAAGAGUGUGCGAUUGUAACCGGAGGCGCUCGAGGUAUUGGUCUGGCGAUUGUACGAAGGUUGGCCUUGCGCGGAAUCAAUGUCCUGAUCGCCGACAUCCGCGAUGAGCUCGGGAGAGAAACGGCGCGCACACUGGCAGAAGAGUUCAAAGUCGAGGUCGUAUACCAUCAUGCUGAUAUGACCAAAGAAGACGACAUCAAAGGCAUGGUGGACGCGGCAAUACAGCGGUGGGGUCGCCUGGAUUGGGCGGCCAACAAUGCCGGCACCGGCGAGCUUCUGGAAGACCAUGAAGACCACAUGACAGGCGCGGAUUUCGAUCGGCUCUACGAAUUAGACCAGCGAGGUGUCUGGCUGUGCCAGAAGUACGAGGCGGCAGCGAUGCGGAAGCAACCUCUUCGCAUAGCUCACGGGUCGUCGGCAGCGUUUGGAGCCGUCGAACAACGAGGUGCAAUCGUCAACAUCGCCUCAAUCUGUGGCCAUGUGGCCAUCGGUAUGCCCUCAUAUACGGCUGCAAAACAUGCCGUCAUCGGCAUAACCAAGACCGGCGGUUUGUUCUAUGGGAAGUUUGGAAUACGUUGCAACUCGAUCUCUCCGGGGACCGUCCACACCCCCGAGUUCUUCAGCUGGUCAAAAACCUUUGAGAACGACCCUCGGUUUGCUGAGCAGGCUUCAGGCUGGAGCAACCGCUGUCCCCUCCACCGACCGAGUUCAUGCGAAGAGCAGGCCAACGUCGUCAGCUUCUUGCUGAGUGGGGAAAGCAGCUUCAUCAACUGUGCCGAUAUCAAAGUGGACGGAGGCUUGACCGCGGUGGCAGACAAGUAA
Messenger RNA from Fonsecaea pedrosoi CBS 271.37, 834 nucleotides. RefSeq lists its product as uncharacterized. The record is from RefSeq and is a predicted model, not a curated record. Gene Ontology annotation, molecular function: oxidoreductase activity. NCBI's taxonomy places the organism in Eukaryota, Fungi, Ascomycota, Eurotiomycetes, Chaetothyriales, Herpotrichiellaceae. Bases 1 to 834 code for a protein of 277 amino acids. The transcript has a single exon.